Sardina pilchardus (European sardine) is the source of this 3431-nucleotide messenger RNA. It is a transcript of the gene dennd1c, whose product is annotated as DENN domain containing 1C. Gene Ontology annotation, cellular component: cytosol; intracellular membrane-bounded organelle. Gene Ontology annotation, molecular function: phosphatidylinositol phosphate binding; guanyl-nucleotide exchange factor activity. The transcript has 23 exons. The coding region runs from base 238 to 3054 and encodes 938 amino acids. Gene Ontology annotation, biological process: endocytosis; endocytic recycling. The record is from RefSeq and is a predicted model, not a curated record. NCBI's taxonomy places the organism in Eukaryota, Metazoa, Chordata, Actinopteri, Clupeiformes, Clupeidae.
AGAGGUGCGUCAGUGUGCAAUGCACUUUGCGGCGGCGUUAUUUCUUGUCAGUGUGAGUGUGUGUGUGCCCGUGUGGAUGUACGCAUGACAGCGCGCCUAUGCGAGUUUGUGUGUGUGUGUGUGAGUGCCGGUCGAUCAGUCGGUCAGGGGAACGUACUGUACGGCAAACUCUAAAAUGGAUACGAGAACGCACCUGGCCUAACAGAUCACCUAUGGACACACAACCCCAGGCACACUAUGGGCUCUAGGCUAAAAGAAAACCCUGACAGAACGUUCUACUGGUUCUUCGAGGCCUCCUGCCCCAUAGCCCGGGACAAAGAUCCAGGGUUGCUGUUCCAAUUUCCAGAUGACUUUAGUGAUGAGGAGGCCCGGCUGGCCUUGCCACGUUUCUGUUUUCCCUACGACAUCGAGAGGGUCAGGGAGACCGUGGCUGUGCAGCACUUCACGUUUGUGCUGACUGACCUGGAGGGGUGCCAGCGGUUCGGCUUCUGCAGACUCACCUCCAGCUCCCACACCUGCCUGUGCAUCCUCAGUUACCUACCAUGGUUUGAGGUGUUUUACAAACUCCUAAAUAACCUUGCUGACUACUUGACUAAAGGACAAACCAAUGAGAUGCGAGAGCUUCUGACCACCCUCUACAAACACCCACUCCCAUUGGCCAGUUCUGCUGUCACUUUGCAACUGGGAGACAAGCUACAAAUCAGAACCGAGGUCCCACAUCACCAUGGCAUCCACACCUCCACACAAGGAGAGGGGUCUGAAGGGAUCCCAUACUUCAUCACUCCAGACCCCAAGAGCCUGCCAUCCAUUCCAGAGAGUAGGAACCUGACAGAGCUGAUGGUGGCAGUAGAUGUGGGGAAUCUGCUUCAGCUCUAUGCCAGCAUGCUGUUUGAGAGACGCAUCCUCAUCUACAGCAGUAAACUCAGCACGCUCACGGCGUGUGUGCACGCCUGCAGUGGGAUCCUCUACCCCAUGUACUGGCAGCACAUCUUCAUCCCCGUGCUGCCGCCCCACCUGCUGGACUACUGCUGUGCUCCCAUGCCCUACCUGAUAGGAGUCCACUCCAGCCUGACUGAGAGGGUGAAAAGUCGUGCCCUGGAGGAUGUAGUCAUCUUGAAUGUGGACACCAACACCAUGGAAACCCCCUACGACGACCUGAAGAGGAUUCCGCCUGAUGUGGUGACAGCCUUGAAGGUGCGUCUUAAGAAGCAGUCUGCAUCCCCAGGCUGUGGCGUGGCUCGGGCCUUUCUCCGAGCUCAGGCAGUGCUCUUCGGAGGCUACAGAGACGCCGUACUCUACAGUGAGGAGGAGGGCGUUUUCUCUUUCAGUGAGGAGUCCUUCCUGAACCACAAGUCCUCUGUCAUGAGGCAGUUUUUGGAGAGUGCGAUACACCUGCAGUUCUUCAAACAGUUCAUCGACAGCCGUCUGGAGCAGCUAAACAAGGGACAGGAGCCUGACGACCUUUACGAGGAGGAAAUCCUUCAGUGUUGCGCAGCAGCAAAUCACAAGUCCUACCAGCAGUGGAUGGGCAAUCUGAAGAAAGGAGGUGGGGCUCUCCUGCUGACAGUGAAGUCCAAAGCCCACAUGUACAAGAGUGCCAAAAGCCAUAAUAAAUUUGGACUGAGGAAUAUCCUGUCUUCCAAGGACUCCAAUGAAGUCUGCCACCUCCAGAGAGGUGGGUCUAUGACAGGGACUCAUCGCCGCGCCCAAUCAGAUUGCUUACAGGACCGCCUGCCAAUCACACAGCACUUUGGUCGGUCUCGUCCCCGUCGACCCAACCGUAAACAGAUGGAUCACCACGGAGACAGAAACAAGCCCAGUUGGGAGGAUGGGUUGCUAGCGGGGUCUGCUGAGCAGAGCUCUGCCUACGGGGAGGACGCGCGGUUCCACCUGUACCUGGAGGAGGAGGAGCCGGAGUCGCCGCCGCCGCUGCCUGACCCGGAGGAGAUGGACCUGCUGGGGGAGAUCUUCGACACGCUCAGCGCCCAGAGCUCCAGCGAGCGCGGCCUGCUCUACGCCACGCGCAGCCUCGACCUGUUCGGCCCCGACAGCAGCGCCGACUUCAUCUCGCGGUCAUCAUUGGCCACACCCAGCCAGGAGAGUCUCAACCAAUCCAUGGACAGGAGUGGCAGCCUGCGAAGCUGGGGGGAGGGGCUAGAGGAAGAGGAGGAGGGGCAGGAGGAGGCGUCGCUCACCCGGAAAGGAAAUACGAAAGAUGCCACGACCAAUCAGGAGCAGGACCGCAAGGACGAUCUCGUGGCCCGUUGGCCGACACCAAAGGACAAUCACUUGAGUGCUGAGGGAGGGGGGAUCGUUGGAGAGAAGGGGGGUACCGUUAGGGUGGAGUCAAAGGAUCACCUUGUGGUGACCAACUUUCCCCAGGCAGAGGGAGAGAUGGACAGAGCGGUGGAUGGGAUGCAACAGGUGAAGAAAAAGAAGAAGGACAGUGAGGAAGAAAAUUAUGAAAUGGGAGCACAGGAGAAGAACGGAGGAAUGGAAGAUGGAGAAGGAGGAGGAGGAGGAGGAGGAGGAGGAGGAGGAGAUCAACCAAGGCCUGAAGAGCGUCACGAAUCAGUGGUCCUGGUAGGUAGCAGCAAAGUCACACCAGAAACUGAGGGCCGGUCUGAAGAUCCAGGGCUCUCGCCUCCUGACUCUACCCAGAGGAACAGGCUCACAUCUGGGGAGAAGGGAGCCAGCGGUGCCCUUGGGGGAUCCACCUCUGAGGAGAAGAGACCCACUAUGCCUAAAAGUCCACUUGGUCAAAGGACAAUGGUGGAUGCCAAAGAGAGAUGCAGCUCCUCUUCUCCGAGGGUCAUGUCCGCCAUGGAGCGCUUCCAGGUCCGGGACCUCCACACAGGGAGGGCCCAGACCAGGGGCUCGCCUGAGCAAGGGCAGCCCGGCGCUGGGCCCCGAGGCUGGGACACCGCGCUGAGGAAGACCGUGCCACAUUCAGCUAACGGCCUCCUGCCUGAUCGUGCCAGCACAACAACGGAAGAUCCCCAGGACGCGCCUCCAGUGAAGGUCUCCGAGCUGAAGAAGAGAUUUGAACAUUGAAAUCGACUGGGUCUCACGUGCCAAAUGAUGUGAGUCCACUGAUGUAGAGGAAUCAGUAUUAAUGUUUAUUGGAUCCAUAAAAGAUGGAAUGUCCUGUGCUGCCUGCCUUCCUAUAGUGGCCUGCAAGUGAAAGGAGAGGUUUUAUCACUUGAUGUACUGACCUAAUGAUAUGAAGCCAGUGGAAUUGUCAAAAUGCUCUGACUUUGGAGUCCUGUGAGGUGCAAUGACUUGUUUUGCCAGUAGGUGUUCUACAACCAGUAGAGCUGUACACCUCAGGAACUAUGGAUGUUUGAUUUGAUGACCUGUGGAACUGUAUGGGUGUUUGGUUUGAUGAGACUGAACUGAUGAGACUCUCUGAAUUUAUAAUGCCUUUUAAU